This is a messenger RNA of Aspergillus saccharolyticus JOP 1030-1, 2074 nucleotides long. Its product is annotated as Zn(II)2Cys6 transcription factor. NCBI's taxonomy places the organism in Eukaryota, Fungi, Ascomycota, Eurotiomycetes, Eurotiales, Aspergillaceae. Bases 99 to 1922 code for a protein of 607 amino acids. Gene Ontology annotation, biological process: regulation of DNA-templated transcription. Gene Ontology annotation, molecular function: DNA-binding transcription factor activity, RNA polymerase II-specific; transcription cis-regulatory region binding; zinc ion binding. Gene Ontology annotation, cellular component: nucleus. The record is from RefSeq and is a predicted model, not a curated record. The transcript has 4 exons.
ACGGCAUCGUCAUCAAACAACAAUACUGAGAAACGCGACAAUGGCUGUAUCCCUCACUGUGUCAAUGCAAGUCACUGCCUGGACCUGCUUUGUUUGUCAUGGAUGGUGAUUCUCCUCUGACCAUUGCCUAUGGCCACGCCUGUGGUACCUGUGCUCGCGCCAAGGUGCGCUGCAUCCCCCGGACUCGAGAUUCUCCGUGUGAGAGAUGUGAACGUUUGGGGAAGGAAUGUCGGCCAGGGUUGCGCCGGCGCCGUCCCAAGCGCCUCUCCAAGGCCGCCCAGCUGGAGCAGAAGAUGGAUGGCUUAAUGUCACUGCUGCAGUCGACAGGACAGCUGCCGGGAGGACGGCAACUCCCCGUCUCCGCUGGGAGCCAAGAAUGCGCAGCGACGUUGGGGAAUCCGCUGUGCACCCCCGAGUCCGACGGUAGUCUAAGCCCGCGCCAGUCGCCGCCCACCACCAUUAUCGCCCCCAGUCCAGCGGAAGCCGAGGCAAUGCUACAAUCCUUUCGCACCCACAAACUAGCUUGUCUGCCCUUCGUUCACAUCCCUAGCAGUAGCACCCCAGCUGAGCUGCAGCGCGAUUCGCCCUUUCUCUGGCGCUGCCUUAUCACCACUGAAACCAAGGAUGCCGCACAGCAGGCCCUACGCUGCGUCGAUAUCCGUCAGACCGCGGCCCAGAUUGCGAUGGUCGACUGCGACAAGAGUUUGGAUCUGUUGCAGGGACUGCUGAUGCAUAUAGCUUGGAUCUCCUUCCAGAGCUCCCCGCCUAAAUUGCUCAUGAUUAUGUACUGUCAAAUAGCCACCGCGCUCGUCUGCGAACUAGGGUUGAAUCGUCCGAGUCGGACGGAGGCGGCCAUGCUACCGCCGGUGUGCAACGAUCUUCUGCCACAUGCACCACCACCACAGUUUCCUGCCUCGCGUCCCAGAACGUUGGACGAGCGGCGAGCCGUAUUGGGCUGUUUCGUGAUCAGCUCGGUAAUCGCUCAGUUUCUAGGCCGCAUGGAGGUCAUGCGGUGGACGCCCCACAUGACAGAGUCUGUCGAGAUCCUGUCAAAUAGUAACGAGUCUCCGCAUGACAGCACCCUCGCAUACUUGGCACGUUCGCGGCUUCUUGUAGAGCACAUCCGCGAGGGACCGUGGAACGGGGAGAACUCAAGCUCGAGUGGGAUUCCGCGUGCACCCGUACCCUUCUAUAUGAGCAGUCUACAGACCCAGCUCAACCAGCUUCGAGCUGAUAUUCCCUCCAUCCUCCUGAAUAGCAGUAACCCUCUCAUCUUCUACCUCUUCCAAGCGGAGACCACUUUAUACGAGACCGCCUUAAUUCGCCCGUUCACCGACGGCAAUGACCUCCCCGGUGCGCUCGACUCAUGCCGGCUCGACCACCUCUGCGCAUGUCUAACUGCUGUCCGCGCUUUCUUCGACAGCGUUCUGACGACUCCGAUACCCACUUAUGCCUCCUUCCCCAUUAUUCAAAGCAUUCUGAUCGCACACUGCCUGGUCACUCUCUCGCGGUUGACGUUUGCCGAUAUCCCCGGCUGGGACACGCGACUUGUCCGCCGCACUGCGGAUGUGAUCGAGAUCUCUGAUCAGAUCAGCGAUAUGCUGGAGCAAGCGACGGCUCUCAACCGGGAAGGCCAGGACAAGGAUCCCUUCAGUAGGCUGGCCCUGACCGUGCGACGGUUGCGCGCCACGUGGGCGGCGAGACUCGGAGAACAGGCCCCUACCGGGCCCGCUGCCGAUGGUGGCGUAGUUGAUCCCCCGCCGCAGAUCUCGAGUCAGCAAGACCUCGUGUAUCCCGAGCAACCGCAACUGCCGGGUCAGGUGCCCAUCUCGGCCGUGGAUCUCUGGGACUUUGAUGUCUUUUUUGCGGGAUCCGAUGGUGCUUGGCUCAUGGAUGCGGUGACUACGGGAGGGUCGGGCUGAAGGCGGACUGCUGCGUUGCUUCCACCAUGAUACGCAUUUGUAUCUUCGACACACAAGGUCUCAUCCAACCGUGCGGGGCAUUUGAUAUCUGCAUUUGACAUUUACUGGGCCAAACACCAACAGGCGAAGCGGGUUUGUUACAUUCGUUCCGA